AUGAGGCCCUACCAGGUUCUUCGCUCCGUCUUCAUCUUCUUGCUGGCGACCAAGCUGCUGGGCCGACUGCAAUACGUCCUCAGGUAUGAAGGCUUGAGAAGUUAUCUUCUCCGCUUGCUGACGCCGUAUCUCAAGAUGCUUCCCAUGGUCCGUGCCAAGCUGGACAAAGAAAUGCAAAAAACGAUGACUGAGCUGAGAGCCAAGUUCUCUCAGGAUUUGACGAGUCCCUGCACGGCGCUGCCCAGCAAGGGCAUGGAAAAAGAGGAACUCUUAAAGCUGAUGGAUCAGCGGAAGGAGCAGGACACGAAGAAUUGGAUCAAUGGCAAGAUCACUGGUGCUGUCUAUCAUGGCGGCCAGGAGCAUUACGACUUUGUGGGGCAAGUCUUCUCCAGAUGGGCUUUCUGCAACCCUCUGCAUCCCGACCUUCAUCCGGCUUUGCGGCAGAUGGACUCCGAGGUGGUGCAGAUGGUCAUCAACAUGUACCAUGGCGGUCCUGAUGCCUGCGGGUCCUUCACCACUGGCGGUACAGAGAGCAUUCUGAUGGCCAUGAAAGCUCAUCGUGACUGGGGAGAAGAAACCAAGGGCAUCACGGAGCCCAACAUAGUGAUCUGCACCACGGCACAUGCCGCGUUUGACAAGGCUGGCAAGUACUUCAAGAUUCAGGUCAGGAAGGCCCGACCCGAUGGGGACAUGGCCAUGGAUCUGAAGCACAUGAAGCAACUCAUCGACCGCAACACGGUGGCCAUUGUGGGCUCUUGCUGCCAGUACUGUCAUGGUACUAUCGAUCCGAUCCAAGAGAUGGGCAAGAUUGCGCUGAAGAAGAACAUUGGUCUUCAUGUCGACUGCUGCUUGGGUGGUUUCCUGGUCCCAUUUAUGGAGAAGGCCGGUUAUCCGCUGCCGCCCUUUGACUUUCGAGUCCCUGGAGUGACGUCCAUUUCCUGCGAUCCGCACAAGUAUGGCUUCGCUCCGAAGGGAAGCUCUGUUGUCAUGUUCUCGAACAAAGAGCUGCGGCGGUACAUGUACUGCUACCUCACUGACUGGAGUGGUGGUAUCUAUGCUACUCCUACCAUGGUAGGCUCCCGGCCCGGCGGCCCUGUGGCUGCGACCUGGGCUGCGAUGCGGAGGUUUGGCGAAGAUGGCUAUGUCCAGACGACUCGUGAGAUUGUUGGAGCGACCCGGACCAUCGCUGAAGGCCUCAAGCAGAUUGACGAUCUUCGCCUAGUGGGGCGGCCGGAGGUUUGCGUGGUGGCCUUCGACACUAAAAAGGGUGCAGGUUUCAGCUGCUACGCUGUGGCAGACUGCCUCAAGCAGCUUAGCGGCUGGGAGCUCGCCACGUGUCAGAAUCCGCCUUCGGUUCACCUGGCGUUGACCCUCUUGACCGCCAAACAUGCUGAAAGCUUCGUGAAAGAUGUGAAGGCCGCGGUGGCACGGGUGAAGGAGAGUCCCAAGCUGUACAACUCCACCGCUGGCGUGUAUGGUAUGGCGGCCACGCUUCCUCAAGGAUUUAUAGAGGAUGCGGUUGGUGCUUACAUUGAUGCCAUGUCGGAAGCCCAUGAAAGUGCCGCCCCAGCUGCUUGA
This is a messenger RNA of Cladocopium goreaui, 1578 nucleotides long. Lineage: Eukaryota; Dinophyceae; Suessiales; Symbiodiniaceae. The record is from the annotation of a GenBank genome assembly.